Molecule: messenger RNA, 336 nt
Organism: Letharia columbiana
Lineage: Eukaryota; Fungi; Ascomycota; Lecanoromycetes; Lecanorales; Parmeliaceae
Exons: 1
Coding region: 1-336 (111 amino acids)
Source: RefSeq, a predicted model, not a curated record
AUGGAGACGCCUGCUAUGGAAACGGCUCCUGCUAUGGAGACGCCUGCGAUGGAGACGCCUGCUAUGGAGACGCCUGCUAAGGAGACGCCUGCUAUGGAGACGCCUGCUAAGGAGACUCCUGCUAUGGAGACGCCUGCUAUGAAAACAGCCACUAUGGAGACGGCUCCUGCUAUGGAGACGCCUGCUAUGGAAACGGCUCCUGCUAUGGAGACGCCUGCUAUGGAAACAGCCACUAUGGAGACGGCUCCUGCUAUGGAGACGCCUGCUAUGGAAACGGCUCCUGCUAUGGAGACGACUCCUCUAUGGAGACGACUACUGAUACAGCAUGUUCGAUGA